AUGCGAUGCGAGAAUGCAGAAGGACUGAAUAAACGGUUUGAAAAGCAACUGAGUGAUUCAAAGAAGGAGAUAAAAACACAGAUCAGUGCAGUGGAUGAGUUGAACCGUGAAGCGAAACGAUUGGAGGAUCGACUUCGCGCUUCGGAAUCCGACCGAGUGACAGCCGAGACGGCUCGCAGGCAUCUGGAAGACGAGAUACGCAGACUCAAAUUGUAG
Anisakis simplex (herring worm) is the source of this 216-nucleotide messenger RNA. NCBI's taxonomy places the organism in Eukaryota, Metazoa, Nematoda, Chromadorea, Rhabditida, Anisakidae. The record is from the annotation of a GenBank genome assembly.